AUGGUUAAAGGUCCUGCUAAAUAUGGUGGUAAGUCUGGUACUUUACCAGUCGUACGUCAAAUCUUCAAAAAACCUAUAAAACCAGUGGAGAGAAUUCCAGAUAAAAAUUCAGGUUAUGCUCCAAAUGUUAAAGAACCAAGAAAUUCAUCUCGUGAACAAAAAUUACCAGAAUUUAUGACUAUUAAAGAUCGUAUUAAUAAAACUGUUCAACUACCUAAGAAUCAACCUACAAAUAUAAAUGCCAGAACUCCAGAACAAAAAUUAAAACAAGAAAAAGCACAACUUCGUCGUCAAUAUUUUAUUCAUAGUAUGAAUACUGAAGAAAAUAGAUUAAAACAAGAAAAAUUAGAUGAAGAGAAAAGAAUAGCUUUUGAAAAAGCUCAAGAGGAAAAAUAUAUGGUUAAACCAUCACCAUUAGCUGAGUUAACUUUACCAACACUUUCAUCAUAUUUAGAUGGUCCAUUAAUGAGACAAAGAACAAAAGAAGAAACUAGAUUAUUGAAAACUAAAAGAAAUGCAAAUAGAUUAAAUCUUGAAUUUGAAACUAAAUUAAAUAGAUCAUCUGAUUUAUUACAAUUAUAUUAUAGUGCAGAAAAUUUCAUUACAAAAGAAUCAGAUUUAUUAAAAGCUGUGGAAGAAGCAUUUGCACCAGGUAAUGAAGUUAUUCCAGCUUCUAAUCCAGAAUAUAUUGGGAACCAUUAUGCUGAAGAUGUUGGUGAUGCAUUAUUUGGUACUAUUGAUAAUCAUCCAGGUUUAGGACAUGUUGAAGGUCAAUUAAAUGGUGAUAAUAAGAAAUUUAAACAAGAAGUUGCAGCAAGAGCUAAUGAAUUAUUGAAUCAACAUAAAGAAGUUGAUGCGUAA
Molecule: messenger RNA, 861 nt
Organism: Hansenula ciferrii
Lineage: Eukaryota; Fungi; Ascomycota; Saccharomycetes; Phaffomycetales; Wickerhamomycetaceae
Gene: PET123
Product: mitochondrial 37S ribosomal protein mS26 PET123
Exons: 1
Coding region: 1-861 (286 amino acids)
Source: RefSeq, a predicted model, not a curated record